This is a messenger RNA of Cyprinodon tularosa, 2488 nucleotides long. RefSeq names its product 52 kDa repressor of the inhibitor of the protein kinase-like. Lineage: Eukaryota; Metazoa; Chordata; Actinopteri; Cyprinodontiformes; Cyprinodontidae. The transcript has 5 exons. Bases 124 to 2262 code for a protein of 712 amino acids. The record is from RefSeq and is a predicted model, not a curated record.
AAUCAGCAAUCCAUUGAAUAAAGAGAUCAGUGGGCCGCCUAGCUUAGCAGCUAACGUUAGCAUCUGUUCCUUUCUUCCGAAGCGCUGCUCAGAAAAACGCAUUUUUAUUCCCUCAGAGUCGUGAUGCAGCAUGGUUGCGUGGUGCAGGGCUGCCCCAGCGGCACCUCCGACUUUCAGGCGCUCUUCCGGUUUCCACGAGAUCCAAACAGAUCCCAGAAGUGGGUGGAACAGUGCCAGAGGACCGACCUGAAGGACAAACCAGCCCAGCAGCUCUUCAGAUACUACAGACUUUGUGGGAAACACUUUGAAGCAUCUGCCUUUAAUACUGACGCUCCUGGUUCUGUGUUGAAACCUGAUGCCAUCCCAUCGGUUUUUGACGUUCCAGCCCAGCCUCAGACUGGCAAAGCGGCGACGAACGAUGAUGAAACGGAAAGAAGGGGAAGAAAAAGAUUUAAAAAAGCCCCAGCAGAGCCGGUUACCGAGACCGCCCCUGCUGUGCCGGAGGAAGAUGACGAGAAAACGUACCUCAAAACUUUAUUCGAGGUCCUUGUUCUGCUCGGAGAGCAAAGCAUUCCUCCCUCUGCGCCCUCGAAUGGGAACAAUGACGACUCCAAGAUGUGCAACUUCCAGGCGUUGCUGGAAUACCGCCUGAGAUGGGGAGACGAAGUCCUGAAGAAGAAGAUAGAUCCUGCGAAGCAGAACAGCCUUUUACAGAAGAUGGAUGCGCUGUUUGCGGUCUGUGAGCAGUAUGUCCGCUCUAAGGUGAUCGAGGAGGUCAAACAAAACGGCUUUUUCUCGCUGAUCACAGACGAGCCGCUGAAGAUCUCUGGAGAAUGGUGCCUCCCGGUGUUUCUGCGUUACGUGGAUCAGUCUAAAAACCGCCAGGAGAGGUUUGUGGGGUUCUUGCCCUUCGAAGGAAACGCGGAUGAUCUUCCUGAGAAGCUGCUGGAGGAAAUGACCGAGCAGUGGGGUCUAGAUAUGAGCCAGUGCAGAGCACAAGCCCACUCCUGCUCUGGCACACAUUCUAGAAAAAUCAAAGCUUUUGCUUCCAAGUUGGUUGAGAAAUACCCAAAGGCCGUUCUCACGUUUCGGUCUGCUCACCCCUUAAACCUGUCACUGGCCAACAGCAUGAGCGUUUCUGGCGUUCAGCUCGUCCUGUCCACCUUUAAGAAGAUCGAAGCGUUCUUCUCUCAGUCGCCUCUGCUGCAGGUGGAAUUUGAGCACGCCAUUUCCAUCUUCUACCCAGACAGAGAGGACAAAGCGGAGGAGCUGAAGAAGAUCUGCCAGACCCGCUGGACCCAAAGGAAUGACGGCUUUGAGGUGGCGCUGGAGGUCAUAGAAGCCCUGCUGCUCUGUGUGGACAGCGUCCACGACAACGAAGAGAUGAGGUGGAAUGACCAGGUCACUCACAGCGCCUUGGAAAUCUCCAAAGCAAUAACUGAUUUUGAGUUCAUCAUAGCGUUAAUCGUGCUGAAGAACAUCAUGGCCCUCAUCCAGGCGUUUGGGAAAAACCUCCAAGGGAAAGCGGCAGACAUCCACGCCGCGGCGGCCAGUCUGAACGCCGUGCUGCUGUCCCUGAAGGAAGUCCAGGACAACAUUGACGUGUAUUGCGACUUUUUCUACGACGAUGCCGUAAACCUAGCCACAGCCAUGGAGAUCCCCGUCAAGGUUCCACGGUCGUUCUUACGGAAAUGUCGGGAAGAAGCUGGAACCGUUCAAACAGACGUUUACUACAAGGAGCGCCUGUGCGUUCCCGCGGUCCAUCACGUGGUCGGCGAAAUGAAUGACCUCUUCUGUCAGAACCACCGCAGGGCUUUAGGGUGUCUGUCUCUGAUCCCAGACAUCAUAGAGGCGAACAAGUCUGGUCAGCCGGACGAGGAGAACCUCCAGCUGUUCAACGACGACAUCCCAAACGCAGGCAGCCUCUCCGCCGAGCUGAAAUGCUGGUGGGUGAAAUGGGGCAAAAAAGCCAAAGGCGAGACGUUUCCCUCCAGCCUCCACGAUACGCUGCAGCUGGCCGACGUCAAGUUCUUCCCCAACGUCUUUACGGCCCUCAGGCUGAUCGGCAUCCUGCCCACGUUGGCUAUGGAGGAUGGCGCCGACGUGGCGUUCAAGCGUUUCCAGAUGUACACGGAGAAUAUGGCCGACAGUGCCGCAUCUAAAAGCCUGGCGCUUCUAAACGUAAACUACAAUGUUGGGUUCGAUCUGGAUUCAUUGGUGGAGAUCUACCAGAAGAUGUACCCUGAAAGGACGGAGGUCUGAUGAGCUUCCAGACUCAUUCAGUGCUUCGUCUUCUGUCCUUAAGAUAAAAUGAAACGUUUCUAUUCUGUUUUUAUGAUGAAUUGUAGAAGUUAAACCUUUUUUUGACAUACUCACUCAGAGCCUUUGGAAAUGUCGGCUUUCAGAAUCACUCAGAUCCGAACCGCUCCAGUCUGCAGGAGCUAUAAUGCCCAGGAUUGAAUUUGCAAUAAAAAAAAAUCUGAAUUCA